Messenger RNA from Entrophospora candida, 214 nucleotides. NCBI's taxonomy places the organism in Eukaryota, Fungi, Glomeromycota, Glomeromycetes, Entrophosporales, Entrophosporaceae. The record is from the annotation of a GenBank genome assembly.
AUGGCAAAACAUCACCCAGAUCUUAUAAUGUGUAGAAAGCAACCUGGCAUUGCUAUUGGGCGUCUUUGUGAAAAAUGUGAUGGAAAAUGUGUGAUUUGUGAUUCAUAUGUAAGACCUGAUACACUUGUUCGAAUAUGUGAUGAAUGUAAUUAUGGUUCAUAUCAAGGUCGUUGUGUGAUUUGUGGUGCUCCUGGAGUAUCUGAUGCAUAUUAUU